Messenger RNA from Blastomyces gilchristii SLH14081, 2278 nucleotides. Its product is annotated as peptide-N4-(N-acetyl-beta-glucosaminyl)asparagine amidase. Lineage: Eukaryota; Fungi; Ascomycota; Eurotiomycetes; Onygenales; Ajellomycetaceae. Gene Ontology annotation, molecular function: peptide-N4-(N-acetyl-beta-glucosaminyl)asparagine amidase activity. The transcript is spliced from 3 exons. Gene Ontology annotation, cellular component: cytosol; nucleus. The record is from RefSeq and is a predicted model, not a curated record. Bases 37 to 945 code for a protein of 302 amino acids. Gene Ontology annotation, biological process: protein deglycosylation; protein quality control for misfolded or incompletely synthesized proteins; glycoprotein catabolic process.
GAGGAGUGCCAGAUUCUCCAGGCUGAGGCUGCCAGUAUGGGUGAAAACGUGAAACCACAGUGGGGUUAUCAAGAUUGUGUCAUCAAAUCUCUGCUGAGAUGGUUCAAACGGUCUUUCUUCCAAUUCGUCAAUAACCCUCCCUGCUCCGCCUGUUACAGCCCGACCAUCGCCCAUGGAAUGACCCCGCCUACCCCAGACGAAACUGCCCGUGGCGCAACCCGAGUCGAAUUGUACCGAUGUUCGGAUGCAACAUGCGGCGCAAACGAGCGGUUUCCCCGCUAUUCGGACGUCUGGGCCCUGCUCCAGACACGACGAGGACGGGUGGGUGAAUGGGCAAAUUGCUUUUCAAUGUUGUGUCGCGCUGUAGGUGGCCGCGUUAGAUGGGUGUGGAAUUCUGAGGAUUAUGUCUGGACGGAAGUGUACUCUGAACAUCAGAAGCGAUGGGUCCAUGUUGAUGCUUGUGAGGAGGCCUGGGAUAAUCCCCGGCUUUACGCUGAAGGGUGGAACCGCAAAAUGGCAUACUGCGUCGCAUUCUCCAUCGACGGCGCAACAGACGUCACACGACGGUAUGUUCGCAACCCAGCAAAACAUGGCAUGUCCCGCACCCGCGCCCCAGAGGAGGUCCUGCUCUGGGUCAUUCUUGAAAUCCGCCGGAUGCGCCGCGAGAACCUUUCCAAAGAGGAGCGUCGACGACUGAUAAAAGAGGACGAACGGGAAGAAAGAGAGCUGCGCGGUUAUAUGGCCCAGGCUAUCGCAACGGAAAUUAAUAACCUCUUUCCUAAUGGGCGAAUCAGUAAUAAUGGAAACGGCACCAACGGCAACGAUGCAUCCGCUGAUGAAUCGAAGGUGCCCGUUACAACACCGAAUGGCAAUGUGGAAUGGGUGAAUCCCACUCAGGGGCAGACGGGGCAACCAAACCCAGAUCGAUCAAACCAGGGGCGAUAACCUUUUGGAGUCGUGGGGUGAUGAUGCCUAUGUUACGCUUUAUUUUGCUCAAUUUUCCUACCCACGAUCGGAACGAUGAAAAGUUAUUACAACGCCACGACAAAGGCGUCCUUUUUUUCUAACGAAUGAAUCCUCGUUUAUGGUUGCUUUCCUUAUGGAAUCCAAAACCUCUUCCAAUGUCGACCCCGAACCCUCACACAUCCAAAAAAAUAAAAAUAAAAAAUAAAAAAAAAUGAAAGAUAGUCACAUCCCACCGUAUCCAUCCCGACGCCAUAUACAUGCCUUUUUUUUUUCCUUUAUGAAUUUUCUAACAAUAGGCGACUGGAGUGAGUCCAUUCGUGUCUGGCCAUAAAGUUUCUCGGCGUCGGAUACACUAAACAUUCAUCUAACUUCUCCCCAUCUCCCUAGCCUACCUUCUCCUUGCUCUAUCUCAAACCGCCAUUUGUUCUCGGUUCGCUGGAUGCCCUCUCCUACUAUCACACUUCGCUACACUACACUACUACACAUCAUAUUUCAUUUCCUUUGUGUCUUAUCCACUGUCCAUCCGAUUUCUGGGGGUCUAGGUUGGGGUUCGGGUUUUGGUCCCAGUUUUAUAGUUUUCAUCAAUGUCUCAAUCAUGGGUUUGAAGGCGUUCCUUUCUUCCUGACGUCUUUCUUUGCUUGGAUUUUCUUUUGUUUUGCUCUUUUUUUACUCUUUUACCCUUGAUUUUCUCAGCUUCUCUCCUUUUCUUUCUUUCUUCCUACUUUUGAAGCUAGCAUUAGCCCUUUACUUUUUUGUUUCUCUUUCAAUUCAUUUCAACUUUCUUCUUUUGCUAUUCCUUCUUCCUCCACACUCCUCUUUCCCUUUUCAUUUCUCUUUAUAUUUUGACACCGAUCAAUAUUUUUUUAUAUUAUUUUUUAUAUUAUUUUUUCUCUUUUAUGCCGUAUUAAUGAAAUGUUAACUAUACCAUAUAUCAUACCACAUCAAAACAUUUAACUAUUGAUAUCAGGUGAAAACAUCUAAAGCUUGUACAUAUUCUAUUAUUAUUCAGCAACAAGUAUUUACUAAAUGCAACUGUAUACAACUUGAUGUGUAUCUGCUUAUUUUAUAUUCACACUCAUCAGUGCAAAGUUAUUUGCGCUAUAUUCUCUCUCAAGUAGAGAGCAUCAUUAUUAUCUCUCUCAUUCAGCGGUUAUGAAUCUCGGACGGUCCAGGAAGACUCCAUUAGAAUUUGAGAAUAUUUGUUUGAUUCAUGCUAUUACUGAUAUUUAAUACUUUCCACAAUGCAAUAAAAUAAAUUAUUGUACACAGAAUAUAACUAAACUUCAGUUGAGAGAGAUGUAAAAGUCUCCCU